AUUUCCUCUUCUAAAACAUCUCCGUCCCAAAUCAGGGUUUUGCUCACUUUCACCUUCUCCUCAUCUUUCCUACCUGAGAGCUCUGCUGAUAAACUAGAUUUCAAGUUCCCCAUUUGCCCUUCAAAUCUCAAAAAAUGACGACUGUUGUCCCUACUUCCGAAGAAGAUCCCACUCUCGCUGUCGUCCGUUUCACCGCCGAGAUGCCCUGGGCAGACGCUGGUCCCGAUGUAGCGGAGGGUCAGGUUAGUAGAUUGUGUGGGGCGCAGAAAUGUAUGGUACAGAACCGAUGGUUGGAUUUGGCCUCAUUGAUGCUAACCUCGGCCGAUUUAAUUUUCUCCAAAGCCUCAGAGAAAGAUCUUGAAUGCGUCUACACUGUUAUUUGUAACCUUGUCACAAAGCCCGAGAGCCUUGAGCAAGUUCAUGAGAUGGCAGAGCUUAUAUCCACAAAAGUUACCCUACAGCCAAAUGAUAAGCCUGCAUUUCGCUUAAAGAUUUUGUUUAACCUCUACAAUCUAUUGGAGAGCCCGUAUAGCCAGUACUUUGUGUACAUGAAGUCCCUUAAUUUGGCAGCAAAUGGAAAGGUCACUGAACAUGUUGUACCAUCAUUUAAAAAGAUGGACAACCUUUUGAGGGAGUGGAAUCUUGGAGUUAAGGAACAGAGAGAGCUCUUUCUUACAAUUGUUAAUAUUUUGAAGGAAAACAAGAGCUCUGCUAAAGAUUCUUUUAAAUGUUUGGUUAAGUAUCUGCUGACCUUUUCUGAUGAAGAAGCACUGACUAUGAAUGAAGCUAAGGAAGAAGCUUUCCGCACCAUUAUUGAAUUUGUAAAGGCUUCUGACAUGUUUCAGGUUGAUUUGCUAGAUUUGCCUGCUGUAGCGCAACUGGAGAAGGAUGCUAAAUAUGCAUCGGCGUAUCAGCUUCUAAAAAUUUUUUCGACUCAGAGGUUGGAUGCAUACUUGGAUUUCGAUGCAGCAAACUCUGCUUUAUUGCAGAGCUAUGGGCUUGUACAUGAAGAUUGCAUUGCAAAGAUGAGGCUGAUGUCAUUGGUAGAUCUUGGAUCAAACCAAUCUGGUCAAAUUCCUUAUUCCUUGAUCAGGGACACACUCCAGAUUGAAGACAAUGAGGUGGAACUGUGGGUUGUUAAGGCAAUUACAGCCAAGUUAAUUGUCUGUAAAAUUGAUCAAAUGAAUCAAGUAGUAGUUGUGAGUCAAUGCAAGGAGCGCGUAUUUGGGCAGAAUCAAUGGCAAGCACUUCGAACAAAACUUACGACUUGGAGGGAUAACAUUGGAAAUGUAAUAAGUACCAUUCAGGCUAACAAGAUUACUGAAGAUGCCCCACAAGCAGUGCAAGGAUCGACGCUUCACUGAGAUUUUUCACUUGAUCAACCAUUGAUUCGAGACCGAAUUGCAUUUGUCAUUGGUUCAUUCCAGGCUCUCGAAUCUUGGGACAAAGUCGAUUCGUACAUUCUCUAAAAUUUGUAGUCAUUCUUUUUCAUUUUCUCAUUUUCGACUAUGUUACAUGGAUGUCAUAUUAAGGCGCCAGAAUGCGACAAGUUUUGGAAAGGCGAAAGUGAAGUCGUCCUUUCAGCAAAAGCUUUAGCAUGUGAUCACGUCUUUUUUUCACUGUCCUUUUAAUCAACUAGCUCAUUGAUGGGCUCCUAAGGAGGGAUAGCCAUUAAUUUCUUAUCCGAAACUAUGAAUUUGUCUAUAAAUUUUCUUCGUCUUCUGUUAAAUAGAUCAAUAUUAGUUGAGAUUUCUCUGUAGAGAAACAUGAAUUUCCUUUACUUGAUGGUCGGCAUUCUAGCGAUCCUUGGUGAAACUGUCAAAACUGUCGAAUGUUUUAGCAGCGCGAAGUGCAAUGGUUCCGCGAUAGGUGACUGCGUUCUGAUAAAUGAGGAGUUUAUGAUGGAAUCAGAAAUAAGCAGAAGGAUUUUGGGUCAACAAUCCCAACCGAAUGUUUACAACUCUUUGAAUUCGAAACCCUUCUGCAGUAGAGAGAUAUACAAUAAUUGUAUUGGAGAACCGAACGCGCAAUUCCUAAAACGCCCUUGUGACUACAAUAAUGCCUGCAAUAGGCCUGGAAAGUGAUUAAGGAUUAAUCAAUUGCUUUGCUUCUUCGAAAGAAAGAAACUGGCUUAUCUUUUACUUUUAAGCUAAGCCAAACAUGAUCAGUGUUCCCGUUUGUUGCCCUUUAUAAAUGUAUGUAUUAUGCGAAUAAUUAAUGUCAUGUGUACGUAUUCUGUUUGUUGCUUAAUUACAUGUAUUGUAUUAAUCAGCUUGUUCACUCCAAAUUAAUAAUUUAUAAAAGAUUUCCUUCC
This is a messenger RNA of Olea europaea var. sylvestris, 2314 nucleotides long. Its product is annotated as eukaryotic translation initiation factor 3 subunit M. Gene Ontology annotation, biological process: cytoplasmic translational initiation. Gene Ontology annotation, cellular component: eukaryotic translation initiation factor 3 complex; cytoplasm. Gene Ontology annotation, molecular function: translation initiation factor activity. The record is from RefSeq and is a predicted model, not a curated record. NCBI's taxonomy places the organism in Eukaryota, Viridiplantae, Streptophyta, Magnoliopsida, Lamiales, Oleaceae.